UUUUGCAGUUUGUCUUUGAUCUGCACCAUAUAUAAUUGUAGAAAAGCAAACCAAACUAAAUAGUAUGUAGUAUGUAAAUAGUAUUAAAUAAUCUGCCAGCGGAACUAGCCUGGGUUGCUAGGCAACGGGCUGGGCUUGGCUGGCGUUGCUAGGUAACGGAGCCAGUUGAACUAGAACUUUUCCCCCAAUAUUAAGGAAUUAUUGACUUAGAACAAGCUGCUAUAUCUUGCUAGAGUUACUUGUAAGUUACUUUAGUCUCAUUUCAGGUGUGCUAAUAUAUUUGCAAUAAAAGCUAGAUAAGAAAAAUAAGAUUUUGUGCUUUUGGUUAUUCUGCUAGUUUUCUUCAGCCUGCAGGCCUCAGGCCAGCAGCCGUCACAUGGCGAGCCUUGAAUCAGCUGCAGAUCAGACUCAGAGGAAAUCAAGAAGGAAAAGAAGGAGUCCAGUCAUCUAACGGACAGUAACUCCUCCUCUGCCUGGUUCUGAUCCAAUAGGAGCGCGGUGGGGGUGUGGACGGGUUCUGUUUACUUCUGCCCUGCAGAAAGUGGGACAGACUGAAGGCUGCAGCUGUCACACCAACAGGGAUCCACAUGAGCCUCUGCAGCACAACAUUCAGGGAGACCUUUGUAAGAGCCGCCAUGCUGAGAAGAAGCCGGAGCGGCAAAACUCGACAUGUGGCCUGGAGCGAAACCCGGCAGGACGCAGAUGUCAUGGCAGCUGCCGACAGGGAGGAGUGGGACAGCCAAUCAGUGACUCAGAUCGGCGACCUGGACUCUGACAUGGAUCAGCUGGUUGGAACCGGAGCCGGAGAGGUUGUGGUUCUGCCCUUUGCUGCACUGGGGAAGCGGGAAUCAUUCUCCAUCUGUGAGCCGCAGGAGGAGCUGAACCCGAGUUUAUGGGCCGCUGACGACAGGGAGGAGGACCAGGUUUUUGACUGGGUUUGGGACGAGCGCUGCAAGUCGUCCGGCGCCUCCCUGAGCUGCAACGACAGGAAGGUGAGCUUCCACUCGGACUACAGCUGCGGCACGGCCGCCAUCCGCGGCAACAGGGAGCUUUCAGAGGGCCAGCACUACUGGGAGGUGAAGAUGACUUCUCCUGUCUACGGAACCGACAUGAUGGUUGGGGUCGGAACCUCUGAGGUGAACCUGGAUAAGUUCAAGUUCAGCUUUGGCAGCCUGUUGGGCCACGAUGAGGACAGCUGGGGCCUCUCAUACACAGGUCUGCUCCAACACAAAGGAGACAAAGUGAAGUUCUCCCCUCGGUUCGGUCAAGGCUCGGUCAUAGGAGUUCACCUGGACACCUGGCACGGCACUUUGACCUUCUACAAGAAUCGGCACUGCAUAGGUGUGGCUGCUACCAGGCUGCAGAGCAAGAAGUUCUACCCCAUGGUUUGCUCCACGGCCGCUAAGAGCAGCAUGAAGGUGGUGUGCGCCUGCUUCGCGCCGACCUCCCUGCAGUACCUCUGCUGCGCCCGGCUGCGCCAGAUGUUGCCCAGUUGCCCUGAUGUGGUCGACGCGUUGCAGCUGCCUCCGGGCCUGCGCACCGUCCUGCAAAGUCAACUGGACUGGGUGUUCGCCCUCAGCAGCGGCCCAGACCGGUCCGAGGACGAUGACUGUAUGCAGACAAGCGUGCCUUCCAGCCCAAGUGCCUGCGCCGAGCCGGCGCCUCAGGAUCGGCCCGCAGCAUGCCACUGUCCGCCGACUCCGCCGAGCAGCGACUACGACAGCUGCUGCUCUGACCCGGAGGAUUAUCAGUGCAAACGAUGCCGCUGGACGUGACCCACUUGCGUUUGUGCUGCAAAGCUUAUUCUACUUCUGCCAUGUCAAAUUUCACUACACUGCAAAAACACAAAAUCUUAACAAGUAUUUUUGGUCUAGUUUCUACUGCAAAUAUCUUAGUUCACUUGAAAUGA
Molecule: messenger RNA, 1909 nt
Organism: Poecilia latipinna (sailfin molly)
Lineage: Eukaryota; Metazoa; Chordata; Actinopteri; Cyprinodontiformes; Poeciliidae
Gene: spsb3b
Product: splA/ryanodine receptor domain and SOCS box containing 3b
Exons: 7
Coding region: 588-1775 (395 amino acids)
Biological process (GO): proteasome-mediated ubiquitin-dependent protein catabolic process
Cellular component (GO): SCF ubiquitin ligase complex
Molecular function (GO): protein binding
Source: RefSeq, a predicted model, not a curated record